Messenger RNA from Thrips palmi, 2282 nucleotides. RefSeq names its product UDP-galactose transporter senju (gene senju). Gene Ontology annotation, biological process: pyrimidine nucleotide-sugar transmembrane transport. Gene Ontology annotation, molecular function: UDP-galactose transmembrane transporter activity. Bases 404 to 1459 code for a protein of 351 amino acids. The record is from RefSeq and is a predicted model, not a curated record. Gene Ontology annotation, cellular component: Golgi membrane. The transcript is spliced from 6 exons. NCBI's taxonomy places the organism in Eukaryota, Metazoa, Arthropoda, Insecta, Thysanoptera, Thripidae.
GAAAGGGGGGCGUCUGCGGCUUAGUGCGGUUUGUUAUCAGUCCUGCGGCCGAAACGAAACCGUGACUGCACUGCUCAUUCCUCGCUUUUAACGAUGUAGAAAGUCACGCUUAUUUCACAGCAGGUGCGGUUUGACGCUCGGUCACGAGGGUUGGGCCGCCCGACGCAUGCGAGUCAACAUUGUCAACAUGCACCCAUUCCACGCUUCGGAGAAAUCUUAGCAGAAGUACUGGCAGGAGGAUUACUCGGACUCUGUUGACAAAUUUCACUAUCCUAGUGGUGACAGCACUUUUGACUCGGCUGCGCAUUGGUAGCUCUACAAUCUGGUCCAGUCUGCAUUUGUGUGGAAAGCGUUGCUAGGCUAGAUUUUAAUGCAAUAGUAAAGGAGCCUAACCUCUCUCACAAUGUUGUCACAAAUUAAAUGGGCGGAGUUAUUCCCUAACAAGUCCAGCAUAGUCAUCUUUGCUGCCUAUGUUGGUUUCUUUACGAAUCAAGGGAUUUUGGUAAGGUGGACGCAGUCAGCAGAUAACAGCUAUCCAUACAAUACUGUCACUGCGGUCUUGUUGACAGAUUUUAUCAAACUGAUCAUCACUUCUGCAUUAUUCUGCAGAGACCAUCCUGUUAAAGCUCUAUUAACAGAAGUCAUCAGGAAUUCUAGAGUCUGCUCGCUGUACCUGAUACCGGCAUUUUUGUACAGUUUGUACAAUAACAUAGCAUUCCUAAGCCUCUCGGCCUUUGAUCCCACCACUUAUUAUUUAUUGCUGCAAUUGCGGGUAGCAUUAACGGGAGUAGUGUAUCAGGUGAUUUUUAAGAAAAGGCUCAGUGGAACUCAAUGGAUGUCACUGUUGCUUUUGACUGUUGGCUGCAUGAUAAAAGAAAUGGAUUUCAGCAAUUUGAGUAAUUUGUUUGGGGGUUUGGAAGGAAAGAAAUGGAGCUUUCUUCUUCUUCUCUUCCAGAUGUCAUGCUCAUGUUUGGCUGGUGUGUACAAUGAGUACCUGUUGAAGAAAGAAUCCCCAUCAGCAAAUAUAUUCAUCCAAAAUGUUUUCAUGUACCUAAACUCAAUAGUGUGCAAUAUGGUGAUGGUCAUGCUGCAUGAGCCUCUUAGCCAGACAUUUUCAAGUGAGUCACUGUCAGCAGUGCUAGUGCCAAGUGUCAUCAUCUUAAUGCUCAACAAUGCCGGUGGUGGCAUUACAACCAGCUUCUUUCUGCGGAACCUUAACUCUAUUAUGAAAACAUUUACUGGUGCCAUAGAACUUACAUGCUCUGCUAUAUUAUGCUACAUCUUAUUUGGUAUUCCAAUUUACUUGAAUACAGUCAUUUCAAUAGUCACAGUGUCAUAUGCAACAAUUUUGUAUUCCUCAAAUCCUGUCUCUAAGGAAGAGGACAAUGUUAAAGAGAAGUAUGAUGUUGAAAUGUUGCAUCCAUUGAUGGACCGCGAAUCCAAAGUCACAGUAGUUUAGUGUCUCAUUUUUACCAAUAUCCUAUUUUAAGUAAUGGGAAACACUGGUCUAGCAGAGGGUAAAUGUUUUGUUCCCCACUUUGACUUUUCUAGUUCUCUCUUCCUGUGGUGUGAUCUGAGUGGAUGCAAUCGACCCAGAAGUGAAUUUUUCCUGAACAUAACUAUGAUUUCUCUUUGCUGCAAAAACCAGCUUUGAGAAAGUCAAACAUGCUGCCAUCUGUGAUGUUUAUAUCAUAUUGUGCCUUUUGAGAAAACAAUCAUGUGACUUGAUGAGGACACAUUCAUUUAUACAUGGUUCUGAUUAUCUUAGGAACUGCUUUUCUCUAGAAAAAAAAAAAAUUCAAGUGCAUAGUCCGAGCACCUUUUAUGCUAGCUCUUGAAAUUUUGCCAUCGUCUAUUCUUGUCGAUUGUAAUAAUUUUAUUGCCAUAUACAUGAAUCGAAGAGUAGAUAUCUGCCUUCGGGCAAAGAAUUUUUUUAAAAAUCGUGGCUGUGAUUGCUGUAGGUCUUUGGAACCUCACGAAUUAGCAUUCUUUGUUUGCACUAAGAUAUUAUCUGUGCUGAAUAUAUACAGAUUUCAAUUUGCUUUCAACUGUACCAUGAGCUUUAACUAGGUAUAAGAUAACAUCCUUUUAUUCUUUUGAUUUUGCUUUUAUUCUCAUUUAGUCUUGAAAUGCCUUGUCACUAGGCAGCAGUGUUUUUGUGCGUGCCCUGUUAUACUGUUAAUUGUUCAAGUAUUCUCGUUCAUAGACUAUGCAUUGUGUGGUUUGGAUUGUUAAUGUGAACCAGUGUUUUAAUGUGACAUUAAAUUCAAAUUCAUGUCAAC